Messenger RNA from Spodoptera exigua (beet armyworm), 919 nucleotides. NCBI's taxonomy places the organism in Eukaryota, Metazoa, Arthropoda, Insecta, Lepidoptera, Noctuidae. The record is from the annotation of a GenBank genome assembly.
AAUUUGCUGUCAAAGUAGGUUGUCGUACUUGUCGGUUCUUUACUUCGGAAUUUUGGUUUCUUGAAGUUUUAUUUGCUGGAUUUUAUUACGAUAAUCAUAUUAAAAUAAUUAUUAUAAAAUGGCACGAGAGAGCAGUGCAGGAUUUGACAGGCACAUUACUAUCUUCUCUCCGGAAGGGCGACUCUAUCAAGUUGAAUAUGCAUUAAAAGCCAUCAACCAAGGUGGGCUGACAUCUGUAGCACUGCGGGGCACAGACGCUGCGGUAGUGGCAGCUCAGCGCAAGGUGCCUGACCGCCUCCUCGAUCCCGCCUCGGUCACGCAUCUCUUUCCUCUCACUAAACGCAUCGGAGCAGUUAUGACGGGAAUGAUUGCGGACAGCCGGUCGCAGGUGCAGCGCGCGCGGUACGAGGCGGCCAACUGGCAGUACAAGUACGGCACCGACAUACCCGUGCACAUCCUGUGCCGCCGCAUCGCCGACAUCUCGCAGGUCUACACGCAGAAUGCUGAGAUGCGGCCUCUCGGAUGCAGCAUGAUGUUAGUGGCGUACGACGAGGAGUCAGGGCCGUGCGUGUACAAGACAGACCCGUCCGGGUACUACUGCUCCUACAAGGCGGUGUCUGCCGGCGCGAAGGCCACCGACGCCAAUGCCUACUUAGAGAAGAAACUGAAGAAACGUUCGGAGUUAAGCGCUGACGAGGUCGUCCAGCUUGCUAUUUCCUGCCUGUCGCAAGUGCUAUCCGUCGACUUCAAGUCGUCCGAGAUCGAAGUCGGCUUAGUCACCAAGGAUGACCCACAGUUUAGAGUAUUGACUGAAAACGAGAUCGACAGGCACCUAACUGCUAUUGCUGAGAAGGAUUAAGGAGUGGAAAUCUGAAAAUGUGUUGUAUUAUUUUUCAAAUAAAAGUCGAGUUCGUAAGAA